AAAAAUACAAAUGCCCUAGAGCUAGCUUCGGAGAUUGGCCAAAGUCCAUCAUAAUCCACUGCCGGAUCGAGAGGAGACCCGAGACCCCUAGAAAGAAGACCAGCAAGCAGGUCGCGCGAGCCCAAUAGACCACCAAGGGAGAUGUGCGCGCGGCCGGCUACUAGUGAGAUGUGCCUCCAUCAUAGCACACCAUGUGAUGCGGGAGGAGCCUGCUGUUCCGCCUCUCAUCCCCCUACUUCUUCCAAGAUGCAAUCAUGCUGCCCCAAGCUCCUCGGGCCCUCGGCCGCCAUGAUUGCCUCACCGCCUCUCAAGAGUCGCCUCCACCUACUUCCAAGAGGAAGAGGCCGGAGAAGCUAUAGUCCGUGAAGAAAUCAAGCGGAGGGGCGGCGGUGUAGGAGGGGCCGGCGGAGGAGAGAGAGGGCCGGGGGAGGUGACAGAAAGCUAGAGAGAGAUGCAUGAUGGAGCAUGAUGAUGGCGUGGUUGAUCUCUUCGAUCUAGCACUUCUAUCAUUCGAGUCAAGAAGCCAUCAUCAGAUCGGUGCAGUCCUCCCUCCUCCUCCUCCUCCUCCUCCUUCCAGCUCCUCUUUAUCAGCUUCUCUGUAACGCUGCGCCGCCAUGGCUUUGGGGGAAUCAAGCGCCUUGGUCCGAAGAAAUCCGUCUUCUUUUCCUAGCUAGGAUCUACGUACUUGUGCAAGAGUAUGUCAUGCAUGCUACGCUAUAUGUUAUUCCUACAUGUUCUUGGUCGAUCUGUCGCUACAUAUGGUUUGUGCAGACAUCAAUACUCGUCUGUCUUUGAUUGAUUUGUUUUGACACCACUCUUUGAUCCGGAGUUUGGUUCAUGUAAUACUAUUUCAUUAGAUAUGUGGAUUUCUUCUUUG
This is a messenger RNA of Zea mays, 877 nucleotides long. RefSeq lists its product as uncharacterized. The coding region runs from base 142 to 366 and encodes 74 amino acids. NCBI's taxonomy places the organism in Eukaryota, Viridiplantae, Streptophyta, Magnoliopsida, Poales, Poaceae. The transcript has a single exon. The record is from RefSeq and is marked validated.